This is a messenger RNA of Cladophialophora yegresii CBS 114405, 1032 nucleotides long. RefSeq lists its product as uncharacterized. Gene Ontology annotation, cellular component: ribonuclease MRP complex. The transcript has 2 exons. Gene Ontology annotation, molecular function: rRNA primary transcript binding. Bases 1 to 1032 code for a protein of 343 amino acids. The record is from RefSeq and is a predicted model, not a curated record. Lineage: Eukaryota; Fungi; Ascomycota; Eurotiomycetes; Chaetothyriales; Herpotrichiellaceae. Gene Ontology annotation, biological process: nuclear-transcribed mRNA catabolic process, RNase MRP-dependent; maturation of 5.8S rRNA from tricistronic rRNA transcript (SSU-rRNA, 5.8S rRNA, LSU-rRNA).
AUGUCCGUCCUCAACCGCCACGCGAACGGAAAGGGGACUGGAGCAGAUGUCAAGACCAAUAUCAGACACUCAGCUAGGCCUUUGACCUCAGAUUCCGAGGGCAACAUUACCACUCUAUCAUUCGCCAAAAGUCUGCUCGGCAAGAUCUGGGUCCGGAACAAAAACCAACACCGUACGCAACCUUGGUGGAGGACGCUUUCCUCCCUCCGGAAAGCCACAUCUCGCCUUACGGCACUGGAGGAUGAAGAGCGACGACUCAAAUCCGAGACCCAAUUGGCAGGCAGCCACACCAGUGGCCAGCAUGCGAGAAAACGAUUUGAAAGGGAAAGCCAACUUCGCACCGAGGAGGAGGCCUGGAUGCAGUGGAUACGUGAAGUCCUGUUGCCAAAGGCGUACCUUGGCUUCUCGAGUUUGGUGGGAGACACUCAGUUCGCAAAUCUGGGGGUCGUGUUGGUAGGCGUGCUCGCUGAUAUUGUGAGUGUGACUGGUGCCCCCGAGCCCGUUAAAGGGCGCGGUGACGGUCCAGGAGAUGCCAAGAUGACGGAGACACAGAGGCUCCAGGAAAUGGUUGCUACUGGCGAGGCGAGGAGGCUGGAGGCUACGAGUCUACGGGUGACGGGACUCCAGAGCGGUGAGCUAGUCGAGAGACAAUAUGAUAGUGAUGACUUAGGAGAAAUCGUGGAAAGGGAUACGAGCGAGGGGGACGCAAAGAAAAGGCAAAUCCUCCGCUCCAACGAGAACAAAAAAGUCACAAACACACCGUCUGACAGGGGAGACCUGAGAAGGCCCAGUCCGGCAGCAGUCAUACCGAAGAUGCUGAAACAAGAAAACCUGGCAACACAAAAGAUAGAGGCAGCGUCUGCUCGCCGCCAACCUGAUGUUGGAAGAACGAUGCUCCCCAACGAGACCUUCCCUAGGGGAAAGAGCGAGAGCGCCACAAACGGUGCCGGUAAGGUCGGCAAGCCCAAGCAAGGGAAGCCCAGGAAGAAAAACAAGAACGCGAUAGAUGAUCUAUUCGCUGGCCUCACCUGA